AUGGGUUUCAAAACUCUCUGUUUGGGGGCGCUGUGUGUAUUCUUUUUAUCUCGCAUUUAUACCCCCAUACCUGACAGCAUUGAAGAAAGCUGGAAAGUAAUGGCAUUGGAUGUAAUCGCAAAAGCCUGCACACUUAUGGGGAUUUGUUUAGAAAAUACAGGCAUUAUGAGAUAUGAAGAAUUUAUUUCCAUGAUAUUCAGGAUGGAUUAUACGCAGCCUCUUUCAGACGAACACAUCACCGUGAUCGAUACGGACUUUGUUGACAUCCCAGUCCGCUUGUAUUUGCCAAGAAGAAAGUCAGAGGCCCUGAGACGAGCUGUAAUCUACAUGCAUGGUGGCGCUUUUUGCUUUGGAAGUUGCAAGCAGACGGCGUUUGACUUCCUGAACCGAUGGACUGCAAACAAACUUGAUGCUGUCGUUGUAGGAGUAGAUUAUAGGUUGGCUCCUCAGCAUCACUUUCCGGCCCAAUUUGAAGACGGCAUCACUGCAGUCAAGUUUUUUCUUCAAGAUAAAAUUCUUUCAAAAUAUGGAGUAGAUCCCAGUCGAGUCUGCAUCUCAGGAGACAGUUCUGGGGGUGCGCUAGCAGCAGCUGUCACUCAACAGAUGCAGAAUGAUCCCAAAAUAAAAAAUAAAAUCAAACUACAAGCUUUACUAUACCCUGGUUUACAGAUGAUCGAUACUUACUUACCAUCUCAUCGAGAAAACGAGCACGGUAUCGUUCUGACAAGGGACGUAACCAUAAAACUUGUGAGUCUGUAUUUCACCAAGGAUGAAGCGCUUCCCCAGGCAAUGAGAAAAAACCAACACAUGCCUCUGGAAUCCAGACCUCUGUUCAAAUUUGUUAACUGGAGCACCCUUCUUCCUGAAAAGUUUAGAAAGGACCAUGUUUACACUGAACCGGUUCUUGGCAGGUCUGCUUAUUCAUUGCCAGCGCUCAUGGACAACAGAGCAUCGCCCCUGUUGGCGAACGACUCCCAGCUGCAGAAUCUGCCGCCGACCUAUGUCCUUACCUGCCAGCACGACAUCCUUAGAGAUGAUGGACUGAUGUAUGUUUCAAGACUUCGAAAGGUUGGAGUUCCGGUGGCUCAUGAGCAUAUUGAGAAUGGAAUCCAUGGAGCUUUGUCCUACAUGACAGCACCAUUUUAUUUACGUGUAGGUCUUAGGAUAAAAGAUAUGUAUACUAAUUGGCUGGAUGAGAAUUUGUAAGUAUCUAAUGUACAUACCAGGAAGUUUUAGCUUGUGACGCUUUGUAAUUGUUGAGAAGAGAGCAAAGUGAUCUGU
Octodon degus (degu) is the source of this 1281-nucleotide messenger RNA. RefSeq names its product arylacetamide deacetylase like 2 (gene Aadacl2). Bases 1 to 1206 code for a protein of 401 amino acids. Gene Ontology annotation, cellular component: membrane. Gene Ontology annotation, molecular function: carboxylic ester hydrolase activity. The transcript is spliced from 5 exons. Lineage: Eukaryota; Metazoa; Chordata; Mammalia; Rodentia; Octodontidae. The record is from RefSeq and is a predicted model, not a curated record.